UCCAAAGUGUUUUGUGUAGUGUCUCUUAGUAAUCUUUAAGCAAACCUGUAAGGAAGAUGCUGUAAAAGACUUGACUUUCUUAUUGCUGCUGGAGCUGCCCCAUCAGGUGUGUGGAUGGAUGGGGACUAGUGCAAUCUGAACCUUUCUUCCCUACCUCUGUAUAUGUGGACUGUUAACCAAUGUGAGUGCACUGAAUCACCCUCAAAUGCCAUGAACAAAGGUGCCCUUAUAUAAAAUAUAGAGGACCCAGAAAUUCUUCAAGAUAAAAGAAUUGCUACAGAGAAACAGGAAAAUCUUCUGAGGAAAGACAUACAGGAAUCCUUUCCCCUUUCAUCUUGUGCCAGCUACGGACAUGUGAGAACAUGAGGCCACUGCCAGGGAAGGUCUGCAUCUUGUAAAGCCUGGGACUAGUUGAUGCCAAGGAUGAACGUUAGAGGCCUAAAGAAGGUGACCAGUCCACAAAUGUUUAAUUCCACUGGGAAGGGUGAACAACCUGUGUCCCUCCAUUUGCUGUUGAACUCCAACUCUCGUCAGCCCCAGUCAGCAUGGUCAAUGGUCAGGGAUGAUGGCAGUCGUGAUGUAGCAACAUUUGAAGAGCUGCAGAUUCACCACCCUGAGCUACGGGGAAACGACAGCUCAAAGACAUGUCCUCACAUAUAUGGAAGAUGCAGUGAGCCAGCUGCUGGAAAGCAGAGAAGAUAUUAGUCAUUAUGGUAUUGCCAGGUUCUUCACUGAAUACUUUAACAGUGUGCGUCAAGGAACUCAUGUUUUGUUCCGAGAAUUCAACUUUGUUCAAGCUACACCCCAUAAUAGGGCAUCCUUUCUAAGGAACUUCUGGCGAUGCUUCCGAACAGUGGGGAAAAAUGGAGAUCUCCUGACAGCCAAGGAAUAUCACUGCCUCCUGCAGCUACUUUGCCCCGACUUUCCCAUGGACCUUACACAGAAAGCAGCCAGGAUUGUUCUAAUGGAUGAUGCUGUGGAUUGCUUGAUGUCUUUUUCAGACUUCCUGUUUGCAUUCCAGAUCCAGUUUUACUACUCAGAGUUCCUUGAAAGUGUGGCUGCCAUCUAUCAAGAGCUCUUGACGGGUAAAAAUCCAAACACUGUCAUUGUGCCUACAUCAUCUUGUGGGCAGCAUCGUUCACGCCAAGCUCUGAGUGAGUGCAGCCCACUCGAUGGGGUGGAGGUGUCUUCAUUUUACCAAUGCCUUGAAUCUCUCUGUGACAGGUCCAAAUACAGCUGUCCCCCAUCUACUAUUGUCAAGGAAAUUUUGAGCAGUGUGCAGAGACUGACCUUCUACGGAUUCUUGAUGGCUCUUGCAAAACAUCAUGGGAUCAACAGAGCCCUUGGUGCUCUCCCAGAUAAGGCAGACCUGCUGCUUGACCCACAUAUGGAUCAGGAACUAGAGAAAUUGAUAGCCCAGGUUUCAGGGCUCUCCAUUUCCAAUUCCAGCAAUGCUAGUGGGGAUGCAGCAAAUUUGCCUCCCCGCCCCUCCCCCCGGAUCAGUUCCCCUUGGAGGCCUUUCCACCACCGCCGCAAAAUGGACACAGAAAGUGAUGGCUCUAAUGAAGAGACAGAUUCUUCUGAGAACUGAUGGAUUGAAAUACUAGCUUAUUUCCAGAUCCUUGUAACUGAAGUCGAGUAGGUGUUGAUGAGAAUCAGCAACUUUAGCACGUCUUUCUCCCCAACCUCAAACUGUGGCGAACUCCCUUUUACUGUUCAUCAGUAUUACAGUGCAUGCACACUCACACAUCUCCCCCUCAGCAAGGCAGACUCCAUUCUAUCUUAACCAAAACUGCAACAUUUUCUUUGUCUAUACUGGAAGAGGAAUUGGAUAUGCCAUGAAGGCUGAUCUGUUGCAGGGUUAUACUGGCCCCUAGUGCCUAGCAAGUCAAAUUGGUAAAAAUAUUCCAGCAUUAGGGAAAGUACAGUCUAACCUUUGCCUUCAAAUUUUCAAAGCAUUAAUUCUAGGCCAAAGUUUCAUCCUCAUCCAAGGGUGGGGGAGAUACAUUUUUACAAUACAGAGCUUGUACUCAAAACGCUCUGCUGUUUAUUUUACCUUUUUCUGGUAUAUACUCUAUUUGCUAGCUAAUUUGAUAUCCUCAUACUUCCCAGUAUUUUGCUGCAAAAUGCAGACUAGAUAGUACAGCAUGGUCUCAGUUAAUUUAAAAUUUGGUGAGAGGCUUCUAUAUUUUGUGGUACUCUGAUCGAUGAUCAUUUUCAAACACUUCUUACUAGCUUUAUUGUAGGAGAAACGAGUAGAACAUUAUUUGUUAAUAUGUAAAGCUUUAAACUUCAGUGUAAACAAAGUAUAAUAUAUAGUAAAUAAAGCAUGUU
This is a messenger RNA of Rhineura floridana, 2334 nucleotides long. RefSeq names its product centriolar satellite-associated tubulin polyglutamylase complex regulator 1 (gene CSTPP1). The record is from RefSeq and is a predicted model, not a curated record. The transcript is spliced from 12 exons. The coding region runs from base 659 to 1591 and encodes 310 amino acids. NCBI's taxonomy places the organism in Eukaryota, Metazoa, Chordata, Lepidosauria, Squamata, Rhineuridae.